Messenger RNA from Linum tenue, 2005 nucleotides. Lineage: Eukaryota; Viridiplantae; Streptophyta; Magnoliopsida; Malpighiales; Linaceae. The record is from the annotation of a GenBank genome assembly.
GAAGAAAUAAAUCAAAAUAAAUAAGGGGCUGUGCGGUCACUUAGUAAGCGCAGAAUCAGGAACGAUUCAUAAUAAAUACUCUAAUUCCCUUUUUUUUCCUUGAGAUAUAUCAUCAUUAAUUUUAAUUAAUAGCUAAUUACGUUCCCGGAAACCCGGGGAUUAGUGAAAAGAGAAGGAAAAAGGAACAAAAAAUUAAUAAUAAUUCUGAUAACAACAAGAAGAAAAAAAUAAUAAUUUAUAUUGACUUUGUUCUUCCCCAAAUUCAGUCUUUCUUCUUCUUCUUCUUUUCCUGUUCUUUCUUCUCUUUCUUUUUCCUUCUCCUUUUCAACGAUUUAUUCCCCUUUUGUUUAUUAUUAUUAUUAUUAUUAGGGAGCAGAGUUGAGAAACAUUUUUGUUUGUGCCCAGAAGAAGAUUGACCGGAGGAGGAAGAGGAUCGCGGUUGGGCCACUGAGUUGCGAGCAAUGAGUCAGGAACUCAGUGGGCGGAUCAGCAGCAGCGCCGUGGAUUGUAAUCAGAAAGCGGUUUCGGUUUCUUCUUCCGCCGCUACGGGGGAAGAUUCGGCUUCGGGUUCGGCGGCUUCGUCGCCGACGAGCAGGGUCAAGUUUCUAUGCAGCCAUGGUGGGAAGAUUAUGCUGAGGCCUCCUGACGGUCUCCUGAAGUACGUCGGCGGCGAGACUCGUGUCAUUGCAGUACCGCGUGAUAUACGCUUCUCAGACCUGAUGAAGAAGCUGAAAGCAGAAUUUGAAAGUGACGUGGUGCUCAAAUACCAGGUUGUGCCAGAAGAUCUCGACAUACUGGUCUCUGUACGAAACGAUGAAGAUCUAAAGCACAUGCUAGAGGAAUACUACCGCCACGAGAGCGAAGGGAUAACAAAGUUCCGAGCUUUCUUGUUCCCAUCCAACCCAAGCCUCCUCGACUCACAAGCACCCAUCUCUUCCGAUCCACAUGCAGCUGAGCAACGGUACAUGGAGGCAGUCAACGGCUCCACGUAUCAUCGAUCGGGAUUCCACAAUUCAAGACAGCCCUCGACCCUUGGCCGCCCGACAUUCAGCAUAUCCGCUUGCAACUCUCCCAACUGCGGUUCUCCAGAGAGCAACCGCAGCGAACCAGUGUCUCCUGAACCCGGAAAUUUCAUGAUGAGCAGCAACAACCCACUCAGCGGCAAACAUUCAAUGUCCAGAGUCCACAGCUCUCCUAGUCUCUGCAGUUUGAACAGCUACCAACAACAGCAGCAGAGUAACAGCAGCAGCAGCAGCAACAUGGGAAGCAAUCAUCAUCAGAUUUACAGACCUUAUCCGCACUACUACCACCAGCAACAGCAACAACAACUCCACCAUCCUCAUAGCUACCAACAACAUCAUUUGAAGCCUCCGUCGCAUGAUCCUCAUAGGCUGUCCCCAGGGUUGUCACGACACGAUAUGGUUAGAGGCCCUUCUUCAUCUUCUGCUAUAAAUGCUCAUCAUCAGUACUAUUCAAACAGCAGGCAUAACAACAACGUGGGAAUGGGAGUUGCUGGGAACAAGUAUGGAUACCAGGAUGAGCAUAAUGGUUAUUCGCCUGCGUAUAAUAGAAACUUUGACAGAAUGGAUAGUCUUCGUUCGAGUAGCAGAAUGGGAGUCGACAGAGGUGACAUGAGCUAACCAAUGGCUUCUUUCGUGUUCUCCUGUUCUCCCAACUCCAUUUUGACUCUCCAUUUUCAGGUUUUUUUGUCUCAACUUCCUACUAUUAUACAAAUCUUGUUUUCACUGUACAGACGGAGCACAUAUUUUAAGUUCAUUACUAUGUAAGCAAAGCCAUGCUGCCUAGAACCUAUAUUAUUGUAAGCAUCAGAACUGUGGUAAAAAGAAAAACUUGUACUGGUUCAGUAUUUGUAUUUCCUCUGUUUCUGCUGUGCUUUCAAAUUUCAAGCUGUGGCUUGCCAAAAGGGCUUCUACUACAGCAACUCCAUUGUCAGUUCUUUUCGAUUACGUGGUCGUGAAGUAACCUUUCUCUAGUUAAAACGGAC